CGGGAGGCCGCUGUCUCUCACUGUGGCAAGGCGGCUAGUUCAAGUUGCCAUAGCGGCGAGGUGGGGAGGAAGCUGAGCCGAGUUGGGCGGUUGGAGCCGGCAGGGUAGGGGUGCCCUGAUGCUGAGGUCUCUCGCGAGAUUUCAAUACAUCAAUGGCAGAUUCAUCCAGUGAUUCAGACAACUUUCUUCUUAGUCGUGUAGGAAGGCGGGGCCCUCUAAGAGCCACUCACAGCAGAGCCCGAAACCAUGGGGCUGGAGAUGUUACAGAGAAGAUCCAUACCUUAGCAAGCACUUUACAGGAUACCAACCGAAACCUGAGACAUGUUGACCAGAUGCUAGGACAGUACAGAGAGUACAACAAUGAACAGACUGAAGCUAUAGCAACUUUAAAAGAGACACUGGAACAAUCUAUAGGCCAAUUAAGGAGCCAACGAUUGUCCAGAAAUUCUGGAAUGAGAAGUGCCUCUCUUUCAAGUUUAUACACAAGUGACCUGGAUGGUGAAGCAGCCACAGGGAGCCACCAUUUCCAGCCUACCUCACCUCUCAGGGAUUAUGGAGACUCACAGAGCACUAGACGUCGGAGGUCUAGAUCUGCUAAUGUCCGGUUCAUCGAUGAGGCCAAUAAUUUGGACCAGCUACAUUCCUUACACCACUCCCUUCGAGACCUUAGCAGUGAACAGGUUCGCCUAGGAGAUGAUAUCAGCAGGGAGCUUUCAAGAAGAUACCGGACUGAUGCAGAAACCAAAAAGAUCUUGACAGACUUGUCGGAAAAGCUCACUGAAUCCCAAAGGCAAGAAACUGUAUCAGAGCGGGUAGAGAGAAGACUUCAAGAGAUAGAACAAGAAAUGCACACAGAAAGGCAGGUGGUAGAAAGACGCCAGGACCAACUAGGACAUAUGUCUAUGCAGUUGCAGGAGGCUUUAAGGAAACAAGAUGCUAAAGCUGAUGAAAUGGAAGGACUGAUGAAAAAUAAACUUUUGAAAUCUGAAAAUGAAAAGAGCAAACUUGAGCAGGAGUUGGAGCGGUCCCAGAGGAAGUUAGAUCAGUCAGAAGACAGUCGGGAAGCUCUUCUGCAUCAGAUUGAGGAUCUCCAUUCCCAAUUAUUGAGAGCAGAAGCGAACCGUGUGGAUUUGCAGCAUCAAGUUUCACAGGUUGCCAUGCACCACCAAAGCUACCAUGAUGAGCAAGAGGACGACAGGAGAAUUAGAUCAGUUGUUGAAAGGUCUGAGCGGGAGAAGCAAGAGUUGGAGAAACAGAUCCUGGAGUUAAGAGCAAAGCUGAAUCAUAGUGCUGUCAUGUCAAAGGUAGAGGAGCUGAAGCGAUGCAUAGAGCACAAGGAUAAGGAGAAAGCACAACUUGCAAUGCACAUACAGGUGUUAACAUCUGACUUGGAAAACAGGGAGAAGCAGCAGCAAAGGAUGCUGGACCAGCUGAAGGAGAUACAGAGCUGCUACAAGGCCUGUGAGAGCGAACGGAGGCAAACUGAACUCCAAACUGCUGAGCUGGCCCAGCAACUUGAAGAGUCUGCUAAGGAAGCAGAUCGGUACCUUGCUGAAUUCAGGCAGUCUGAGACCCUUAGGCUAGAGACCGAGAAGAAGAAAGAAGAGUUGAAAGUGAAAGCUCAGGAAUCCAUUCGACACUGGAAGCUGAAAUAUAAGAAACUGGAACGUGAUAUGGUGAAACAGAAUGAAACCAUCAAUCAGCUAAUGGACAAGAGCAAUCAGGUCCUUAAAGAGAAGGAUGACCUGAAGGCUCAGCUUCUCUCUGCUAUACAUCAAAUAGAAAACCUUCGCAAGGAGCUGAGUGAUGUGCUUACAAAGAGGGCCCAGCAAGAAGAGGAACUCCAUUGUAAGGAGGUGAAGCUCAGUGAAACCAAGUCUCAACAGAUAGUUCUUGAGCAAGAGAUCAGGGAAGUCCACGAUAAAGCAAAUAAACUGGAGAGUGAGUUGCAAAAGCAGAUCCUGGUACAGAACCAGAUUAGAAAUGAAAAAGAACGUUUAGAGGAAGAGCUUGAAACAGCUAACAUGAUCAAUGAAAAAGAUCAGGAAAGAUUCUUAGAGAUGCAAGAAGAUAUAAAAAACUUAAGUGCUAUUCGGGCAGAGCUGACAAACAGAAUAGCAGAAGAAGAAAAAGUCAAGAAAGAGAUUCUCAAGAACUUUUCAGACCUUCAAAAACAUCAGGAGUCUAAGCAAGAAGAGAUGACUACAACUAGCUGGCAGCUGAAGAUGGAGAGAGAUGUUCACCAGCAGGAGCUGGCAGAUCUUAGGUCAGAGUUGAAGAAUGUGAAAACAAAGCAUGAGAGAAAUGUUCAAGAGCUGAUGAAGCUCUUUAGGCAAGAAAAGGAUGAGACAGAGAACCACAUUAGGAGGCUGAAGACAGAACUUUUAGAUGAGAAAAAUGUAGUAAAAGCUCAGCGUCGACAGGUUGAGAAGAUGAAAACUGAAUGUGAUAAGAUGACAGAAGAGUUAACCCAGAGUGAACAGGAAAACACAAAACUUAGACGGAAAUAUGAGCUUGUGAAACAGGAACUGGAGGAAAAGGAUAAACAGAUAAGCAGUGAAGAAGAUCAUUUGAGGAGGAUGGAGGAGGCCAGAUUACAGCUUAGGGAUCAGCUGCAUUGUCUAGAGACAGAGCAAGAAUCCAUUCUCACCAUGAUAGGAAGUGAAAUUGAUGCAGCUUGUGAAAUCCUUUCCGGAGACUCUGUGGAGAAAUUCAAAGCAAUAUCACUUACACCUGGGUUACAGAAUGACCCUCAUCGCUGGUUAGCAGAAACAAAGACUAAACUUCAAUGGAUGUGUGAAGAGGUGAAAGAGAGAGAAAGCAAGGAACGGAAGCUGCGGCGCCACCUAUUGCAGAGUCGAGAGCAGCUUAAGCACUUGACAUUGAGCAAGGAGUGUGAACUUCAAUCUCUCUUUGAACAAAUAAAAAAGCAAGAACAUAUCCUGGAGGAAGUUAACAGAGAAAAGAGAGAUCUGCUGGAGAAGACUCACAGGAGAGAGGAAGAAAUGGCAGCGCUACAGGAGCGUAUCAUGGGCUUAGAAACAAGUACCCGAGUGGCCUUGGACCAUCUAGAGUCUGUUCCUGAGAAACUGAGUCUUUUGGAAGAUUUCAAAGAUUUGGGAGAAUCUCAUCGUCAGAAGGAGAUAAUUGAAGAGAGAUACACUAAAUACAAGGAAAUUGUGGGCUCUCUACAGGAGCAGCUGGACGAUUCAAAGCGCAGAAUCAGAAACUUCAAAGAUGAGAAAAUGGAUGCUGAUGUUUCCGACAUACAAGCGGCAGCUCUCUCCUCCAACUGGCAGACUAAAACCAGCUUUAUGUCCAGCUCACUGCUUUCAGAUUCAGGCUCAUUUAUCAGAAGAAUGGUUCCUUUCAAUUUAAAUACAACCAAGGAAGAUCCCAUUAGUAUUGCUGUCAAUGAAAUGAAGUCACAAGCAGAAAAAGAGAAGCACUAGAGCUGCUAAAAAACUAUGCAAAAACACCGCCGCUUUCCUUGCUGGAGGUUCAAUUCUGCUCCAUUGUUUUAAAACAAUAAUAAUUCUGUCUGCAGUCAAGCACAGCUGCACUUACAGGAGUGAUGCAGCUUCAGUAAUUCAUCAAUUGCCAAAUAUUGACUGAAAGUUCAUCAUAGUUGUUUGAGGGGAAUGAGGCUAUUUAAACCUGAAGAUAAUGGUAUGUAUCACAUCUGCCAAAGGGUUUCAUGGCAUAAAGCUUUGUCCUCUUUGCAUUCAUUCUAUAGUUUGCCUGACUAAAGUUCAUUCUUGUUUAUAGCAUACAUGGAUUCUAAAGAUUACUAGCUGAAAAACUAGUACACAAACUUUUGCUAAGAGCAAAAUUACAGGUGUAAAGAAAUUUGGUUGACACUUAAAUUUAGGCAUCAUUUAAUAAUGAUUAAUAAUCAAGAAACAAUUACUAGAAAUUACUUUUGUCCCAAUAUAUUAUAAGGAGCUUUAUAAUAUGUUGUAGCAAAACGUAUACAUGAUUUUAGGUAUUUCAGUUAAUAAAAACCAUGCAACAGGUCAUUACUAUUAGAAAAGAAUCCAUUCAGCAAAGUUUAUAACUAGAACCACAUUUUCCCAAAGUUGAAGGGAAUUUAGAUCAUAGGCUGCACCAAUCUAUCUCUAUUGUUGCCGUUUAGAAUUAUUUCUAAGAUAUAAUAUCUUAUAAUCCGAUGGUAUGGCAAGAAGGCAUUAUUAUCUAAUGGUUAGAGUAAGAGAAUGCCAUUUGGAAGACUGGUUCUCAGCUCUUCUCGUAAGUCACUGUCUGACUUUUUGCAAAUAACUUAACCUCUCUGUGCCUCAGUUUCCUCACCUGCAAAUGUCCUGAUGAUACCGAUCUUUGUUAAGCACUUUGAAAACCUUUGAUGAAAGGUGAUGCUAUAUAUGAGCAUGAAACAUUGUUCAUUUUUAAAAGCAACUUCUAAUAACCACUUUGUUAUUCUUUUUAUUUUAUAUUAAGUAUUUUGAAAUUUUAAAAUGUUACUUAUUAUUAAUAAUUCUGGAUGUCCUUCUUGCUUCUGAGGACCCCAUUCCAGUCAAAUCUGAUACAUUUCCUAGCUUAAUAUAGUCCCCAACAAACCACUAUUGUAACAUCUUCCACUAUCUCUAGAAUCUUCAAUAUUUGCACCAGUCCUGGUUCAGUUCUAUGAUACAUGCUUAUCUUUAGUGUUCCAGGUUGAAUCACCACUAAAGUGCCUUAAAGGGCCAAUAUACUGGCCAAACACAACAGGGAGUAUCAGCGUAAUAUGAAUUACAUUGCAGUGGUUCAUUUAUGACAGCCUUUUCUUGUAUAGAGAGCCCUCUCUUUCUCAGAAAGACUGUGGCUCUUUUACCAGCACUGUCAGUAGAGAUGGAACCUUUAGUAGCAGUUUCCAGAUCAUGAUGUGCCAACUAAGGAACAGGCAGUGCUUUUAAAGAGUUUACUGCAGACAGAUUCUGCUCACAGCUGGGACAGUGAGGAGUCUGUUGGAGCAAGCCCCUUAUACUCAGCAUUGUUCCAAGCACACAUUAUUGCUGAAGAUAUUAACGGCAUAUACUUUUCAGAAAGGGAGAUUAGAAGAUAAACUUGAUUAUUGCUUUGCAUUAAUUUUAUGUGUGUAUUGUAACUUCUUUGUAUGAAAACAGCUAUUGACUAUUUUUCUUAUGUCUCAUAAAAGAUUGGCUUAUCCUUUCUGAAGAUAUUCUCUUUGUCUUCUAGAUGUGCGUAGUGUAGGCUGGAGUAAUACUGGCACUAGCCCUUUACAGAUUGCUGACGCGUUUCCUACCUCAAAGGCCAGAAAGUAUAACAGGGUCAUCCAUCUCUUCCAAUCCCAAUGGCUGUGUCAGAGCCAGAAUAAAAUAAACUACACAAAAAACCCCCUCUCUACUAGUGAAAAUAAGGUUAAUGAAAAUGUCUUUCUAUCAUAGAGUAGGAAUGAGCAUGGACAUGAUGAAAUAUGAGAUUAACUCAGUCCAUAGUUGCCCUAAACUAAACCAACCGUAAAUGUAUUCAGCAUUUGUAAUUUAUUUUUUUAAUUAAAUCAGGUCACAGCUGGAAAUUGGUUGUUUAAAACACUUCAGUCAGUUUGCCUGGUGAAAAGUUGGAAAAUCAGAAAAUAAGAUAUUCACAGUUUCCAGAGUUUAUGGUGUAUACAUAUAAUGGUUUAAAGAAAUAUAGGACAGUCAAUUUAAAAUAAAAACUGUUGUUUUGCAACACAGUAAAUUGUGGUCUUAAAAUAGACUAUGUUGCAAGGAGAUCUUGUUAAAGAGAACCCCCUACAGUUUGAAUUGCUGUAUAGAUAGAUGUGUAUCAACCACCUUUUACUGAAUCUGGAACAACUUCCAUGGUAAAUGCCUGUUUGUAAGUGGGCUAGGCUGAAACCUGGCAACUGAGAGCCACAGUUCAGGAGCAAAAUUAUUAUUUUUGUAAAAAUAAAAAUCUCUUUGCUUUCCCUAAGGAAUGUGAAAAAAAAGCUGGAUAUUCAUUGCUUCUGCCUCUCUUGGCUUGUAUUUAUUAUUUCUUACUUGUGUUUACUAAAAGUAGUUUAGUUAGUUUUAAUAAUUGUUUUUUGCAUUCUCUGACUACUACAAUUAAGCAGUCUAAACUCCAGGACAUGCUUUCAAAAUGCUCUGUAAAUACAUUCACACAACAGAAUGAAAAUGACUAUUGGAUGAAUUAUACUGGCUUUAAAACUCCUUAAAUAUGUUAAUUCUUUACAAACGGGGCCAUGUGAUAUCUUUUCUGGGCCAUUUAUUUCCUUUUUGUAACUUAUGAAGAGGGUUGGGGGAAAGAAAUUAAACCACAAAAAAAUUAAAAGAACUUUUUAAUGGGUUAGUAUAAGCUUUCCAAACCCAGUAAAUUCUUUCCUAAAUUUACCCUCUUGGCACUGCAGCACAGAUAAUGUACAACAUUGGCCUGAAUUCUGCCUUAAAUAGAGGAUCAUAUUUCCUGCAAUACCUCAGUGUAAUACAGUGAAUUAAUUUCCUUCCUAAUGAGGGUUAAAGUCCC
Molecule: messenger RNA, 6483 nt
Organism: Gopherus flavomarginatus (Mexican gopher tortoise)
Lineage: Eukaryota; Metazoa; Chordata; Testudines; Testudinidae
Gene: CEP128
Product: centrosomal protein 128
Exons: 24
Coding region: 153-3452 (1099 amino acids)
Source: RefSeq, a predicted model, not a curated record